ACGAUCUUUGAAAUAAAAAAACAAGGAUAUUCCAUAAUAAUGGAAAUCUAAAAGGUGGAUAAAUGUAUUACAUACCUUGUUUAUUGUACCAAUUUCCACCCUUAAUAACGUAUGCCAUUAUUAUGAUGAUGAACGAUUUUUUAUCGGUCGCGGGAUCGAACAAUAUUUUCGACAAUAAAUUAGCACCCGGAAUUUUUAAAGAGCUAGGAUCUGAAUCGGAGACAAUUUUAUCGCAUUUCGCUGAUAUGAACUUUUUACAUAAUAAUACCAACAAUCAAAUAUUGUCUCAAAAAUCUUUUCUCGCUGAUUCCAUGUUUCUUAAUUCCAAAUCAAUGCAUACGGAUGGAAGAUUGAAGGACAAGAAGAGAAAGAAAAGAAAACGUGAUAAAAACCGAAUUUUGAUUCGUAGAUCCAAGAGUAAAGGUCAGUAUAAGGCGAUUCGCGAUGCGUCCGAUUCAUAUUCCAAUGGUGGUUUUGUAUACAGGAAUGAUUUAUCCUUUAUUCCCAUAAAGAACAAACGUCGGAACAUUAAAAAGACGAUACCUUUUCACAAUUCUGUCACCGAAGAGGAGAAUCCAUCGCAUUUCCAUAAAAACAAUGUUUUAAAAGUUAAAGACAACCAUAAGCCCACACAUAAUAUUGGCCUUAGUAGAAAGGAAGGAUGGAUAGAUUAUUUUCAAAAUAGAUCUUUAAACUCACCUCAGCGAGAAAGCGAUUCUCUCUAUUAUCAUUAUGAAGUUGAUACAGAAAAAUUAGACGGAUCAAACAAGGAUAAAAUCAACAAUGAAAAUGGUGGUUUAAACUCUGUGCCUUCUUCAUAUGCCGCUAGUCGAACAAAGAGACCUAAUAUCAUAUUGAUGCUCACCGAUGACCAAGAUGUGGAAUUGGGCUCUUUGAAUUUCAUGCCGAUAUUGAAAUCGGUUUUUGAAGGCGGAGGCGCAAAAUUCAGUAACGCCUAUGUGACCACCCCUGUAUGUUGUCCAUCAAGGAGUUCUAUCCUAACAGGAAUUUACGCUCAUAAUCACAAUGUACUCACCAACAACAUGAAUUGUUCUUCGCUCCAAUGGCAAAUGACCCAUGAACCUAGAACAUUUGCUAACUAUUUACAAAUGGAGGCUGGUUAUAAAACAGGCUACUUCGGAAAAUAUUUAAACGAAUACAACGGUUCCUAUAUACCUCCUGGGUGGGAAGAAUGGUCGGGACUUGUCAGAAAUACGAGAUACUAUAAUUACACUAUAAAUCAUAAUGGGAUUAAAAUAAAACAUGGCGACAUUUACGAAGAAGACUACUUCAGUGAUUUGAUAAUCAAUGAUAGCUUAGCAUUUUUGAGGGGUUCUAAAUAUGCUCAUCCAAAAAGUCCAUUGCUUAUGGUCCUGAGUAUGCCUGCCCCUCACGGAACCGAAGAUAGUGCGCCUCAAUACAAUCACAUGUUCAAGAACGCAACUAGCCACAGAACUCCUUCCUGGAAUUAUGCUCCUAACAUGGAUAAAGAAUGGAUUUUACAAAGAACAGGCAAAAUGGAACCUAUUCACAUCGCUUUCACGGAUAUGCUCAAUCAGAAAAGGCUUCAAACUUUGCAAUCUGUAGACGAGGGCAUAAUGAGACUAUAUCACGAAUUAGAUAGCAUGAACGAACUCGAUAAUACUUAUUGGAUAUAUUCAUCUGACCAUGGUUAUCAUUUAGGCCAAUAUGGUUUAAUAAAGGGGAAAUCUCUACCGUAUGAAUUCGAUAUCAAGGUUCCACUAUUUAUUCGAGGACCCGGUAUUAAAUCUCACAUCGAAAUAAAAAAGAUCGCUUUAAACAUCGAUAUAGCGCCGACGAUUUUGGAUAUGGCCGGUAUAGGCGUAAAGGAACAUAUGGACGGGAAAAGUUUGUUGCAAUUGUUGAAGAAGGAAGAUCAGAUAAAUGCCAAAAAUGAUCGAAUUUGGGGAGAUACUUUUUUGAUAGAAAGAGGCAAAAUCACGGAAAAGUUGCUUAAACGUAUUCAGGAUGAACAAUCGGGGUUCAGCGUACAGAAUCAGAACGGUGAUUUGGGAAGAAUAACAAAAAGUCAAUGGAUCAGAGAAGAAUGCCUCAAGCCCGAAAAUUCUUCUCCUUGCAAAAAAGAUCAAAAAUGGUUCUGCAAGAGAGAUUCUAACCCCUAUCCCUAUAAAUGGCGUAUGGUCAAAUGUCGUCAUUAUGGGCUAAUGAUAAAAGACCAAUGCAUGUGUAUUCCUUCUAAGUUCAAUGAUGGAGUACCCCAGAAGGAAAAACUGAGGCAGAAAAAGUUUCUCAAAAAGUAUGCUAACCAGAAAUUCCAGCCCCACUUUAUGAAUAGGCAGAUCCACGCUCUUGACAAUGACUUGAAAGAGAUAUACCCCAGUGAUCCGUCGAGUCAAUCAUCGAUCGAUCAAGAUAAUUUUGAAGGUUUUUCUAAUAAAGGAGAUCAAGAUCGGGACAACUUUCGACAAGAUGAAACAUAUGAUCAAAGUCACUUAUCUAAAGAAGAAAAAGAGAACAAUGAAGGAAUAGGAUAUUAUGGAAGUGAAUAUAAAUAUGUUGAUGGGACGUCCUCUAAUUCGGUAUCGCUAGAUAAAUCAAGCUUCGGUUCUUAUCAUGGUUCUAACGAGAUAACAAUCAUGAGAUCUGAUCACGACUUAUCGGGCAGAACAAAUACGAAUUCUUAUUCGCGCGAUGCAGUUGAUUUAAACGAGGGCAAAUCAAAUUUAGACGGAAAUCACUAUCAUCGGCUCAAGAAAAAUCAACCACAAUUUGAUCCACGAAAAUUAGGGGAAAGGUACUCAAAAAUGGAUUUUAAAAACUCCUCCCUCAAAAAUUUGUUAAAGCUUGAACAUAGAGAGAAGUGUUUGCAAAACUUGAAAAAACGUAACAAACAUAGGAAAAAACGUAAAAAGAGAAAUAUCAAAAAAUGUAGAAUGACCGAAAACAAUACUGUCAUUUGCGAAUAUUCGGUUUACAGUUUAUAUCUCUGGGAUAGGCACAAAGAAGACAUUAGAGAUCAAAUAAAAGCUUAUAAGGCUUGCCUAAAGGAAUUAAAAGACAUCCGUAACUUUUUGAAAAAGCAUCAAAAUUCUUUAAAAUUUCGUAGUGAAAGGUCGGAAAGUUUUCCUUUUCCUAACGCUUCCGUCGUAACUGAUAAUAGAAUAAUUUCGCCGUUAUAUUCAGCAAAAUCAGAAAAAAAAGAAAAAGAUAAUCAUAAUCUUAAUUAUGAAAUUUGCGCUUGCCCUCAAUACGUAGGACACUAUAACGGAAUAAGCGGGAAUGAUGAAGAGGUACAGAGUUCGUACGAUCAUUACGAAGAUACUAUCGGAGAACUAAGCAGUGAUCGCCCAUACAUAAUAGAUAGCUAUGAUGCCCAAGCUAGAAAUGAAAAGCCAAUAGGAAUAGUAGAAGGUUUAGAGAUACACGGCCAAACUGUUAACAAUUUAUAUAAUGUUGCAGGCGAAGAUGAUUAUUCAGUCAAAACAAAAAGAAAUGCUCUCAAGCAUGGCGCGUUUAUCAGGACUUCGAAAAGUUUGGACAGCUUUAAACCUAAAAAAACGCGGCAAAAAAGGCAUAGGAAGAAAAAACACAAAGAUGGAAAAGAUAAAUGCUGCAACGAAAAAAUGAUGAAUUGCUUUCAACAUGAUAAUUAUCACUGGAAAACGCCACCUUUUUGGACACUGGGACCAUUUUGCUUCUGCCAAAACGCCAAUAACCAAUCCUUCUCCUGCUUACGAACAAUCAACAAAACGUUUAAUUUUUUGUAUUGCGAAUUCGUGACCGGAUUUAUAAGUUAUUAUGACAUCGAAAACGAUCCUUAUCAACUCAAAAAUAUAGUGGCAAAAUUAUCGUUACCGAAGCUUCUAAAUCUACAUAAUAUGUUAUUGAAACUAAAAACUUGCAAAGGACAGGAAUGUAAUGUGCUUUUUAACCAAAAACUCAGCUAAAAGAUAGCAGCAUUAUACCCAAUAAUUGGUCGACGGAGAAAUAACGAUUUUUGUCGAGUCUUCUAGGAGAAAAAUGUACAUGAAUCUUUAUAGAUUUCAUUUUAUAAACUCCUUCAUUAAUGCUAAACCACUACUUAUUCCUUUUGUAAUUUCAACUUUAUAAUAUUUUAUUAAAUUAUUAACUUGUAUAGUAAAUGAAACAUUCUUCAUUUUCUAACUAUACUAAUUUAUUUAAAGUUGAUUUAUAAUCUUUACUAGGGAUAUUUUCGCUAAAAAUGUUAUUAUAUGUGUGAUUUUCAAUCCAAAACAAGUGUAAAAUUGCAUUCGAUCAUUGUAUAUUUUUUAAAAAAUAUGUAUAUAUUUUAAAAAAAUGUUGUGAAUUUCUAUGAAUUUAUUAUACGAAGAUUAAAUACCAAAUUACUUAUUAAAUGAAAUGCAUAAAAAUAUAAAUGAUCAUAAUGAAGCAAUACGCUAGCCCAUUGAUCACAAGUGUUGGCGGUAAAUGAUCAAAGAAUCUGCAUCUAAUAUUUAUUUU
Molecule: messenger RNA, 4464 nt
Organism: Gordionus sp. m RMFG-2023
Lineage: Eukaryota; Metazoa; Nematomorpha; Gordioida; Chordodea; Parachordodidae
Product: extracellular sulfatase Sulf-1-like
Exons: 16
Coding region: 63-3929 (1288 amino acids)
Molecular function (GO): N-acetylglucosamine-6-sulfatase activity; glycosaminoglycan binding
Source: RefSeq, a predicted model, not a curated record